Pieris macdunnoughi is the source of this 816-nucleotide messenger RNA. The record is from the annotation of a GenBank genome assembly. Lineage: Eukaryota; Metazoa; Arthropoda; Insecta; Lepidoptera; Pieridae.
AUGCCUCGUCUUUCGUACGUUAUCCUCGCGCUCGUCGCUCUCGCUUCAGCAUCCGAACCUUCAAAGCCGCGUCUUAUAGAUUUCAAUCCCUGGUCAUGGAUCCCAAACAACCGAAACAAGUCGCCAUCAAUCAUGGAUUAUUUCUUCCCGCCAUCCAGAACCCCAAAGCAAUCUAACUUAGAUCCUCCGGCGGACCGACAGCCUCCCACAGUACAAACUACCAUGGAUGACGCUGCAACCAUGACAACUAUUAAUGAGCGUCCAACUACUAUGGCAAGAAAAUCCCACAAUAAAAUUAAAACCACUAUUCCAGCUCCUCGUCCUACAGCCACUGCUCCACCAAAAUUAAAAAAAACUUCCCACAAGACUCUCCCUACUGAGACAACUGUUGAAACAAAAGUCACCCAAACAAUUAAAUAUGAAUCGUCAACUACUAAGGUACCGGUAACCUCGCGGCCAACAAAACAUUACUCUAUCCGCCCAUUGCGCACCACUGAGACAUCGUUUGUUCAGGAAACUGCCUCUACAAUGAACUUGAACAGCGAUAUUACUGAAACUAUUGCCGUUGAAACACUGGGAACUACCAAUGAGAUUGUGAAGGAAACUGUUGUGCCGACUCUGAGUACAGAUCAGCAUUCAACAGAAGGAUCUUCAACAAUAACCAUGGACUCCACGACGUUUACUGACAGCACCACAGAACCAGCAGAUAGCCGCGAAGGAUACCUUCCGUUGAGAGACAAGCCUCAACAGACGCACGUAAAGAUCAAUGACCAGACUAAAAAAGAGGUAAGAGACAAUUUUUUGCGAAAUUACUAA